This is a messenger RNA of Mangifera indica (mango), 966 nucleotides long. RefSeq lists its product as uncharacterized. Lineage: Eukaryota; Viridiplantae; Streptophyta; Magnoliopsida; Sapindales; Anacardiaceae. The record is from RefSeq and is a predicted model, not a curated record. The transcript has 3 exons. Gene Ontology annotation, molecular function: protein binding. Bases 70 to 819 code for a protein of 249 amino acids.
UCCUCUUACCAAGAUUUUUCACGCCACUGUCUGUAUUCAAACCAAAAGUUUACGGAAGUUAGAUUGGCGAUGAAAGCCAUACUGUUCAGAACCGCAUCGAUGCCGGUACAACCGCCUGUCCGAUCUAGUUCACUAACUUCACUCAAGGUGUUUGUUUCACGUCAAGAUUCAGGCAGCGGAAUUUUCUCUGGUGAAAGACAUUCGGUGAGUUCUCCUAGAGUUUCGAUGAAUUUGGAGAUGAAUAACAAGAGAGUAAGCGGAAUCCGGCGAGCUCUUUCGCAAAGUGACGUUUCCAGAUUGGACGUUUCCACGAAGCUGAGCGGAGGCGGAAGUCGGUUCGCACCGUCGAGAAUUCCCGAGGAGGAUGUUAAUGGAAUUGGAAAUGAUCGUGUUAAUCACGGUGGCAUAUGGCCGAACAACGGCGGUGACAACAGUGAUGAUAAGAGAAAGAUGGGCGAUUAUUAUCGCGAGUUAGUGAAGUCAAACCCUACAGAUCCUCUGAUUCUUCGAAAUUAUGGAAAGUUCUUGUAUGAGGUGGAGAAGGAUGCAGUGAAAGCAGAAGAAUAUUACGGAAGAGCUAUAUUGGCGAAUCCGGGAGACGGAGAGGUUCUGUGUUUGUAUGGAAACCUAAUUUGGAUGACACAGGGACACGCAGAUAGAGCCAAGGCCUAUUUUGAUCAAGCUGUCCAUGUUGCUCCCAACGAUUCGACGGUUUUGGCAUCGUAUGCACGAUUUAUGUGGGAAUCAGAGGAGAAUGAAGAAGAGGAAGGAAUCAAUAACAAUGCUGAAAUGUCACCGCCCUUGGUUGCAGCGUUUUGAUCAUUUGCUUUGGUGAAAUUACCAAAUAUUAACUAAUGUCACUAACCUUAAUAACCGGACACAGAGAGUGCAUAUGAUAUAAGCUUUGUAAUUAUUUGUAUUAUGUUUUUCAAAAAUAAGUAAGAAAGAAAUUCCAUAUUAUCUGCU